GUGUCAGGGAGUCCUCAGUCUUUGCAGGUAACAGGAUCAAGAAGUCCACAGUCAACUGCGCUAUCCACACGCCAUAAAAGAACAUUGUUUUUCCAUUCCCACUAAAAUCUCUCUCCAAAUCUGUCCUUUUUCUACUCCCAUCGCCCUCUCUUGUUCUUCGCUCUGUUCAGCUUCAUUCCUCUUCUGUUCUGUUUCUUUUCCCUUGUUCCUUCCCACCUGAACUCGACCACUCAAAUAUAUAAUUUUUUUUAUUAUUAUUUUUGUAUGCUUCCUUGCAUAGCUACUCAUACAUAGAAAAAGAAGUUCAAGAAAAUUCCCCCUAGCUCGCGCUAAAAUGACAAGGUAUGUGUGUGGCACUCGCACCUCUGUGUUUUUGUCUUUGUCUUUGUCUUUGUCUUUCUUGUUCUUGUUCUUUCCGUUGGGAUUUUCUCUGUCUCCAAACCAAACCUCCGCCAUGAUAAAUCUCUCCAAACUCAUUAACAGCACUGCUUUAUCAUGGGAUGCUAAGUCACAGCCAAACCCAUGUUCAUGGAAGAGGGUUAAUUGCAGCAGUGAUAACUCGUCUGUAAUUGCUCUUUCUUUAAAUGGGCUUGGUCUUUUCUCUUCUGGGUUUUUGUCUGUUGUUUGCAAUAUUGAAUCUUUACAGUCGCUUGAUCUCUCUAACAACCAAUUGAGCUCAAUCCCAAUUGAGUUCAUCGAUGGUUGUGGAAGGAUCGGUGGUUUAAAGCUUUUGAAUUUUAGCAAAAAUUCGUUGGCUGGUCUUUUGCCUGCUUUUCGUGGUUUUGUUGGGUUAGAAUCUUUGGACAUGUCUUUCAAUUCUCUGAGCGGUAAUAUUAGUUCACAGUUAGGUGAAUUGCCUGCACUUAAAAAAUUGUAUCUUAAUUUCAAUAGCUUCAGUGGUUCUGUUCCUGUAUAUCUUGGAAAAUCCAUGGUGUUGGAGGAGCUUCAGCUUUCUGUGAAUUUUUUCGAAGGUGAAAUCCCCUUGGAAAUUUUGAAUUAUCAGAACUUGAGCCUUAUUGAUCUUAGUGUCAAUAAGCUUGAAGGGUCUAUUCCUGAUUCAAUUGAAAAUCUCACCAAGUUAAGGAUUUUGAUUUUGUCUUCCAAUAAAUUGGUUGGACAAAUCCCCAAGACCAUUGCAAAUAUCCCAACCCUGGUUCGGUUUGCAGCAAAUCAGAAUGGUUUUCGUGGUGGAAUUCCUGAUGGAAUUACAACACAUCUUAGCUUUUUAGAUGUUAGUUAUAAUAAGUUAACUGGGUCUAUUCCAUCAGACCUUUUAUCGCAGUCGAAUUUGCGAACUGUGGAUUUGUCUUAUAAUCUGUUGAAUGGUUCAAUUCCUGAUAAUAUAUCACAAAGCCUGGUCAGAUUGAGAUUGGGAGGCAACUUUCUCAAUGGCUCGGUCCCUUCUUCGUUCACGCCAGGCCAUAAGUUGAUGUACUUGGAGCUGGAUAACAAUAGAUUGACGGGUGUCGUGCCUGCUCAGUUGGGUUAUUGCCAGAAUUUGGCGCUGUUGAAUUUGGCUCAGAAUACUCUUACAGGUCAAUUGCCAAUGGAAUUGGGUAAUAUUAGUAGUCUUCAAGUUUUGAAACUUCAACUCAACAGGCUGUAUGGAGAAAUCCCUCCACAAAUCUCUCAAUUACACAAGCUGUCAACUCUCAAUAUCAGCUGGAAUUCUCUUACUGGUUUAAUACCUCCUUCAAUUUCAAGCUUGCAAAGCCUUGCUCAGUUGAACUUACAAGGCAACAAUCUUAAUGGUUCGAUACCUGACGGUAUCAACAGCAUGGAUUCUCUGUUGGAACUCCAACUUGGACAAAAUCAACUAGGUGGAAGGAUUCCAACAAUGCCAGUGAAGUUGCAGAUUGCUUUGAAUCUUAGCAGCAACCACUUUGGAGGGCGUAUUCCAAACACUCUUUCCCGACUGAAGGAUUUGGAAGUUCUGGAUCUCUCAAACAAUAAUUUCACAGGUGAGAUUCCAGACUUCCUUACUCAGUUGGGAUCUCUAACACAGUUGAUACUCUCAAACAACCAGCUUAUUGGAACCAUCCCAGAAUUCAGGCCGUGGGUUUCUUUCAAUGCAAGUGGAAAUAUGGGUCUUGUCAAUGCUACGAAAACAAACAAUUCCCCAGAAUUCGUAAAGAAGAGGAAAUCAGUUGUUUUGGCAGUUAUUAUUGCUGUUGCAUCUGCUGCUCUUGCUGUUGGGGUGAUCAUAAUUAUUGCUGUAUCAUUCUCCAGACGAUUUCUCAAGGUUAAUGAUCUGCAGUCACAGUCAGGGGAAGACCGUCCACUCCCUCAGGUCAUCCAAGGCAAUCUGUUGACUUCAAAUGCAAUUCACAGGUCAAACAUUGACUUCACCAAAGCCAUGGAAGCAGUUGCUGAUCCACAGAACAUCGUCCUGAAGACUAGGUUUUGCACUUACUACAAAGCUACCAUGCCUUCCGGAGCAAGCUACUUUGUCAAGAAGCUUAACUGGAGCGACAAGUUAUUCCAACUGGGAAGCCAUGAUAAAUUUGAUCAAGAGCUUAAAGUUUUAGGGAAAUUGAGCGAUUCAAAUGUCAUGACUCCAUUGGCAUAUUUAUUGACUGCUGAUAGUGCUUUUCUCUUCUAUGAGCAUACUCGGACGGGUACCCUAUUAGAUGUUCUUCAUGGUAAAGGGGGAAAUGCUUUGGACUGGGAAAGCCGUUACAGUAUAGCAGUCGGAGUGGCUCAGGGUCUUAACUUUCUGCAUGGACGUACUUCUGGACCGAUUCUCCUUCUUGACCUUUCAAGCAGAAAUAUUUUGCUGAAGUCCCUGAAGGAGCCUCUAGUAGGAGACAUUGAACUCUGCAAAGUGAUCGAUCCCGCAAAGAGCACUGGUAACCUUUCAACAGUUGCUGGUUCCGUUGGCUAUAUACCACCAGAAUAUGCUUACACAAUGAGAGUCACAAUGGCGGGGAACGUAUAUAGCUUUGGGGUUGUUCUACUGGAACUGGUUACAGGAAAGCCAGCAGUUAGCGAGGGAAUUGAAUUAGCUAAGUGGGUCUUACAUAACUCAAAGCAGCUGAAUAAGUGGGAUCACAUCCUUGAUUUUAACAUCAGUAAAACUUCACUGGAAGUCAGAGGCCAAAUGCUUGCCAUACUUAAGAUUGCUCUCAGUUGCGUCAGUGUUUCACCAGAAGAAAGGCCAAAAAUGAAGACUGUGUUAAGGAUGAUCCUCAAUGCACGAUGAAUCCCAGCCUCAUGAAACAAAUCUGCCUAUUAGUGUGUAUAAGAUCGAUCAUCUCAGUUUUGGUUAUGUCCAAUCAUUCUAGGUAAUAGAAAAGCCAAUAUAUCAAUAUUGCAGUUGUUUGCGGCCAACCUGCAUGUAUACUGAGUACAUGCGUAGCAAUUUUAGGUAAUAUAAUUUAUCAGUUCUCUUUCUAAUCAUCUGUCAUCCCUGCAUAAAAAGGUUGUCUAAGCUUGUUUCUGUUAAAAAAUUCUUCUGAAGUACAUUUUGUUCAGAUUAA
Messenger RNA from Hevea brasiliensis (rubber tree), 3479 nucleotides. Its product is annotated as leucine-rich repeat receptor-like tyrosine-protein kinase PXC3. NCBI's taxonomy places the organism in Eukaryota, Viridiplantae, Streptophyta, Magnoliopsida, Malpighiales, Euphorbiaceae. The coding region runs from base 335 to 3202 and encodes 955 amino acids. Gene Ontology annotation, biological process: protein phosphorylation; hormone-mediated signaling pathway. Gene Ontology annotation, molecular function: protein kinase activity; protein binding; ATP binding. Gene Ontology annotation, cellular component: plasma membrane. The record is from RefSeq and is a predicted model, not a curated record. The transcript has 2 exons.